GUCACUUUUCCCGUAGACAUCGAGAACUCUGUAUCGUGGUUUAAUCUACAAGUAGUCUCAAUUUUACGAGAAUGCCUCCUAAAGCGAGUGGUAAAGCGGUAAAGAAAGCCGGUAAGGCUCAGAAGAAUAUCAGCAAGACCGAUAAGAAGAAAAAAAGGAAGAGGAAGGAAAGUUACGCUAUUUACAUCUACAAAGUACUGAAGCAAGUACACCCGGACACUGGAAUCUCCAGCAAAGCCAUGAGCAUCAUGAACAGCUUUGUAAAUGACGUAUUUGAAAGAAUCGCUGCGGAAGCGUCGAGAUUGGCGCAUUACAACAAGCGUUCGACUAUCACCUCCCGCGAGAUACAAACAGCUGUGAGGCUCUUGUUACCGGGUGAAUUGGCCAAGCACGCAGUCAGUGAAGGCACGAAAGCAGUGACCAAGUACACCAGCUCCAAAUAAAUUGCCAUUUACCUCCAAUACGCAAACGGCCCUUUUCAGGGCCAACAAAAAUUUUAAACGUUGACUUCCUUAGAUCAUGCAUAAAAGUACGCUAUGUAAUGCAAUUUAUCAAUUGUACAAAAUUUAUUUCUAUAAUAUAAUGUAAAAGCUAAUU
Messenger RNA from Formica exsecta, 597 nucleotides. RefSeq names its product histone H2B. The coding region runs from base 72 to 443 and encodes 123 amino acids. The transcript has a single exon. Gene Ontology annotation, cellular component: nucleosome. The record is from RefSeq and is a predicted model, not a curated record. NCBI's taxonomy places the organism in Eukaryota, Metazoa, Arthropoda, Insecta, Hymenoptera, Formicidae. Gene Ontology annotation, molecular function: structural constituent of chromatin; protein heterodimerization activity; DNA binding.